Molecule: messenger RNA, 8137 nt
Organism: Scleropages formosus (Asian bonytongue)
Lineage: Eukaryota; Metazoa; Chordata; Actinopteri; Osteoglossiformes; Osteoglossidae
Gene: tet2
Product: tet methylcytosine dioxygenase 2
Exons: 10
Coding region: 446-6052 (1868 amino acids)
Biological process (GO): myeloid cell differentiation; chromosomal 5-methylcytosine DNA demethylation, oxidation pathway; positive regulation of transcription by RNA polymerase II
Cellular component (GO): nucleus
Molecular function (GO): DNA 5-methylcytosine dioxygenase activity
Source: RefSeq, a predicted model, not a curated record
GCGCGCGCGUGUGUGUGUGUGUGUGUGUGCGCGCGCGCGCGUGCUGGGGGUUAGGGUUAGCGGUGGAAGGAACGCAGGCCCUUUGUCGGGAAGGACUCCGGCAGAAAAGUGAUUUUGCUACUAGUUGGACUCGCAGGCGAAGAGGCCUCCCGCGUCACGCCCGAAUCCUCGCCCCCGCGGCUCGCGGCCGCCCGCCGCACAUGUAGCCCGGAGAGGCCCACGGCGACGCCGCGCGUCCCGCGCCGGUGAUGAGAGCAGACGUCAGACCGCCCCAUGAAUAUUGAUGCGGAGGAGAGCGUGCUUCAUAGAAGAAGAGAAGGAAGCAAGAUGGCUGCCCUGUAGGAUUUGUUAAAGAGGAAACACAGACAGUUUGCUGUUAUUCUGGAAGGAGGCAUCAAGAGGACGCAGAAGGGGCAGCCUUGUGGAUGGACCCAGAGCAGGCCAGAUGGAAACGGAAAAGGCCAGCCAUGAAAUGGGAGACACUCUACUGUUAGCUCAGUUUGGCUCCGUUCGUCAGACGGAAAACCUGGUUGUCAAACUGCAGAAUGGAAGCCAGUUACCGGAGGUGUCAUCCUAUCAAAUCAAUGGGGAUGGGGACUGGAACCACUUCAAACCCAAUGCUGAGAUUAACCAAACGAAGAAGCUUUGUGAACACAGUCCCAGUCCUGCUGGCAUUCAGGACCCGUCUGAUCAACACCCACGCAUGACCAAUGGAGACCUGAAGCAUGUGCUCAGUGAAUCGGCGUCACACGGGCUUCAACCACCCAAAAAGCCCAGGGUUGAUUCUGGAAUGAAUGGUGAAGAUGACCAGGUUGUAGAGAAAGCAGAACUGGCCACAUGGGACAAGAAACAGGCCGCAGACUUAGGAAGUGAUGUGGACUGUUUUCCGGAACUCGUCAGAUCGACAGAUUUCAAGCAUGACGUUCUGGCGGUGGAGCAGAAGCCAGAGAAGAAAAGCUGCUGCUUCCCUAAUGGGGACAUUUUCUCACUUGCAAGGAACAAACAGGUGCCAAUUUCUAAUGGUGCUACAAUGACUUCCUCCAACAUGGAGGACACACCUGGUGACCUUCUAGAGAAAACGCUUUCUCAGUAUUACCCGGAUCACGUGUCCAUCGCUCCACAGAGUUGUAGAGCUCAUGAGAACACCAUUGGGAGAACACUGGCAAAGGACACCCAUAAGCAGGCAAUCCAGACAUCGCUGCUUACCUCAGGUUUGCCUGGUUUAUCCCAGGUGGCUGCUUCUGGAGAGCAGAGCAGGAAAUCCUUGGAGGGACACGGAGACAAUGUUUAUAGCGCAGGAGCUGCUGUAAAUGGCUAUUCUAGUCAAUCUGACGAAGAAAACCAGCAGAAGCAGCAGCAGCAGCAAAAGCCUUACCCUCGCUUGGACGUCCCAGUGUCAGAGGAACCGCAAGUUCUGGUUCCAGAGGAACAAAACCCAGCGGCAAAGCCUGGAGAUGGCUUGCUGGGUGAAAAUGGUGCUGAGUCCUUCCCCACCCACGCAGGAGAACAGGGUGUAAAGCAGACAUUCAGUGAUGGCUCCUCUGCUCCAGCAGCGGAAGCCAGACACAUGGAUGGAACAGAGGUGGUUGACCGAUCCAGCCCAUCAGGCAGCAGCCCAGCUGGAUUGGUAAUAGAAGCAGAGGAUUCGCAGUCUGUCCCUGAGCUCCGGGGUCCCCAGCAAAGUCUAGUGCGGGGGCAGUAUGGAGCACAAGAGUCAGAAAUACCAUCAGCAGCUGAGAGCAGCAAUCAGCAAGGCCCCACUGGGCUAAUAACUGGGCCCCCUCCUUUAAAGUCAACUGAUGCAACUCUUCACUCCCCUGGAGGGCCAAUACCGGAGUCUCAUCCAUCAGGAACUCAAACACAGGGCUCUGGAACAGAAAACGGUGUGCAUUUUAACAGGGAAGCAGAGAAUGUGUCACGGAGAGCAGAGACCUAUCCCGGGAUGAACUGGAUUGAUCUGAGCUCCUCCAUACCCCCGUGGCAGCGUGAGGGUUUCCGCUCGCACUCACGGCAGGAGCAGGGGAGCUUGGCGCAGAGCCAGAGGCAAGUACCAGGCAUCAGCCCCAUGCUGAGGUCUCCUCAACUGUGCUCUGGUCUGUCUGGCUCUCAGCAGCAGGCUGAGCAGGUGCCAGGGGGCUACAGCGCUAAGCUGGCACAGGAUCAAGCAGAGAACAAAGCUACAGGAGAAUGGCAGGGCAUGAAUGGAGACUCCCCCUCCAGCCAGCAAACACAGUCGACAGUGGAGGGCAGUAAAAUGUUUAUGCCCCACUCCUGCAGCCUCUCCCAAGAGCAGCUAGAGAAUCCCUAUCACUCCCAAAUGCAGGAAAAGCACUUAGUCAAGCACAUCCAGAAUCUUGAGGGCAUCUCGUGCUCAGGGUUCAUACGUCAGCAGCCACCACAUCGCCCUCAUGCCGAGUUUCACCCAACACUCGAGGCUCAAGACCCCCAACAAACAGCUCCAUCUCAGCCGCAGGAUCCGGGUCAAAUGCACUUGGAAAAUAACCUCAUGGAAAGGCUCAAACUAGAAGAGCACAGGAGAUUGGAAGAACAGAUAAAAACUGAGAAAAAAUGUCAUAAUGAGGCAAGUCAACAGCAGCGUCCUGGAUUUACCCAAUGCGACAGUCAUACUUCUCAAUCUUCUGAUUCCUUGCCACACAAAGGACAGCCUCAGUCAAAGGAGACUGUACCCUUUGGCUUCGGCAAAAGAGAUGGAGCCCCAGUGCAGGAGGUGAUACAGCAGAUACAAUACCCACGCCAACCUCUGGUUCACCAACAGCAGCAAGGCUUAGAAUCUUUUCAACAGCUGCAGCAGCCACCUCCACUACAACCGCAACCACAGCCUCAGUUACCACAUGGUGCUUUAAACCAACAGGUGCCGCAGAACACAACCUGCCAAGUACAACCCAAGUUGGAACUGCAGGAGUCCUGCGUGCAGUUCCAACAAGGGGAAACACAGACCAACUCUCAUGGAGACCUCCAGAGGCAUGCAAUCCUGAGGAUGCAGCUGUUACAGAGACAGGAGAAACAAGGGCUUCAUCCAAGCUUCAGCAACAGUCAGUCCCUGCUUCGGGCAAUCAAAAGUGAGAGCUGUCCAAGGUUUGAAGCUCCCAAAAUGCAGCCCUCGCAAGGACCAGAGACAUCAGCCAUGCAAGUGCGAAUGAAGCAAGAGCCAACGCAGGUUCCGUGUGGUGAGGGGCAAAGGAGCAACAUCACCGCAAUCAUGGAGCAUCAACUAAGGCAGUACCAGCCCUCCACGUUGUUUGAAAGGAAGCCUCUGGUCAUGAAAUCCCCUGGUAAGAUCAAAUUUGAGACGUCGGGGGCUGUGACCGUUCUCUCAGCUAAUGCAGACCUGAGUAUGGAAGACAGCAGAGCUGAAGCUCUGAAGAGGUCUGCUGACGGAACACCGACGAAGAAGGUGAAGCUCAACCUCAACAGCUUCCUUGAGUCACCUAUCAAAUUACUUGACACUCCCAUCAAGAACCUAGUGGACACACCUGUGAAAACCCAAUAUGAAAUACCAUCAUGUCAUUGCAUUGAACAACUCAGCGAAAAAGACGAGGGUCCCUAUUACACGCACCUCGGAGCUGCUCCCAACGUAGCCGGCAUCCGAGAGAUCAUGGAGAAAAGGUUUGGCCAGACGGGCAGCUGCAUAAGGAUUGAGAAAGUGGUCUACACGGGGAAAGAGGGGAAAAGUACACUGGGGUGCCCCAUCGCCAAAUGGGUGAUCCGCAGGUCUGGCGUGGAAGAAAAGCUCCUGGUACUCGUACGAGAGCGGGCGGGACACUCGUGUGCCACAGCUUGCCUGGUGGUGGCCAUCCUCAUCUGGGAGGGCAUCCCCACCAGCCUGGCUGACCGGCUUUACAGCGAGCUAAGCGAGACGCUGAGGAAACACGGCGCCCACACCUACCGCAGAUGUGGCCUGAACGAAGAGAGAACGUGCACAUGCCAGGGCCUCGACCCAAACGUGAAAGGAGCCUCCUUCUCCUUCGGCUGUUCCUGGAGCAUGUACUACAACGGCUGCAAGUUUGCAAGGAGCAAAGUGCCCAGGAAGUUCAAACUGCUGGGCGAUGAUGCCAAGGAGGAAGAAAGACUAGAGCAAAACCUUCAGCAUCUGGCCACGUUAAUGGCUCCAACCUACAAAAAACUGGCGCCCGAUGCGUAUGGAAACCAGGUGGAGUACGAGGACCGCGCGCUCGACUGCCGCUUGGGACUGAAGGAAGGGCGUCCGUUCUCCGGGGUCACUGCCUGUCUGGACUUCUGCGCACACGCACACCGGGACCUCCACAACAUGCCGAGUGGCAGCACAGUGGUGUGUACUCUCACCAGAGAAGACAAUCGUGAAAUUGGGAAGAUACCCGAAGACGAGCAGCUCCACGUCCUGCCGCUGUACACCCUCUCCCCGACAGAUGAGUUCGGCAGUGCAGAGGCACAGCAGGACAAGAUGAAGUCAGGUGCCAUCCAGGUGCUCAGUACAUUCCGGCGCCAGGUGCGCAUACUCGCUGAGCCAGCCAAGUCUUGCCGACAGAAAAAACUGGACUCCAGAAGAGUGGCCGCAAACAAAGUGUCCAAUCAGGACGUGGCGAACUCAAAGACGGAAAAGGCCCUCCAAGGGAAACUGAAGCAAAGCACUCCUGAGAGCACUAUCCAAAGCACACUGAUGUCAGGUUCUCUUCUGGGUCAAGCAUCUUUGGGUGCCCCUCAACCUGGCCAUCCAGGACACUCUCUUGAUGCUCAGCAACAACAUCCCCAACAGCAGCAACUGCAGCAACAGCCACAGAAUCACCCCCCUUCUCUCCCUGGUUCUUCUCAUGCAAGGCUUGUUAACCAUGCAAAUUCAUUUCCAAGUACUUCCCAGUCGGCAAACAUAAGUUAUCCACAAUCUUCUGCUAGCCCUUACCCUGGACAUAUGCCAAACACUUGCCUGAAUGGGUCAGAUUCUCCAAACCCUCAUCCAGCUGGUUCUAUCAACCCCAGCAGCCUUUAUCCAGGCUACCAGGGCAGAGGAACUGGGCCUAUGGACAGCUUUCACCGGUACGACAGCACGAACCCAAAGCAUCCUGACAUGUACCGCCUUCAGAGGCCCCAGCUCUACCCUCAGCAGCACUAUGGCACUCAUCAUCGUUACGGAGUCAACCUUCCUCCCCAGUACGGUGAUCCGAGUUUACAGAUCAAUGGCUGCAGCAACGGUAACAUGAGACCCAGUGUUCCUUCCAUGGGUCCAUACCAAACAUAUGGCCCCAGUAGCGGUCCACAACACAUGGAGGCCAUCAUUCCGCCACCCUCAGGCCACCCGGGUCUGGAUUAUGGCACGGCGAGCAAAGGCAGCCAAUUUGGCGGAUACACCAACUCUUAUGUUGCCCAGAACAAUCAAAUGACCUCACCCGGCCAGGACCACCUCCGUAUGCAAAAUAAGCCAGAGAUGAAUCUGCAUGGUCCAGGCAGCAUCGUUCAGUCACUUCCUCUGGCCAGCGAUUGCCCAACUUCUACACAGCCAGGGUUUGGGACUCCCGGUGGAAAUGUCCCAGGCACCCAGAUCAAGCAAGAGCCAGGGGUGUCGACUCCAGAUCCCAAGGAGACGGAGGAUGUAUGGUCAGAUAAUGAGCAUAACUUCCUGGAUCCAGAGAUUGGCGGUGUGGCAGUGGCCCCCAGCCAUGGCUCCAUCCUCAUUGAGUGCGCCAAGCGUGAGAUGCAUGCCACCACACCACUCAAGAACCCUGACCGAAACCACCCAACCCGCAUCUCACUGGUCUUCUACCAGCACAAGAACAUGAAUGAGGCCAAGCACGGGCUGGCGCUGUGGGAGGCCAAGAUGGCUGAGAAAGCCCGGGAAAAGGAGGAGGACACAGAGAAGCAUGGCGCCGACGGCACUCCCAGCAAGAACAAGAAGGUCAAGAGGGAACAUUCAGACGGGGCAGAACACGGCGAGCCCCCGUACAAGCGCUUCAUCCAGACUCUCAUGCAAAAGUCAAUGUCGUGCACCACCAACACAUACGUCAGCACAGCUCCCUAUGCCUUCUCCAAGGUAACAGGCCCUUACAAUCGCUUCAUCUAAGGCUUCAUUCAGGUUUACAGCGAACGAGCGAAGAGACUGAGUUUGUACAUCCACGAGGUGCUGGAACACAUUAGACCUCAGCACUGUAAGCCGCAUGCUGCAUAAAAGCGCGUCCUCAAAGGGAGCAGUAGUGUUUGAAUCACUAAAUAUGAUCCUACAGAAACCGUUAGACGACUUGCAAAAUACUGUAGAAUAAAUGGAAUAUGUUCAUUUCCAUGUCAGGUUUGCCAUCUCUUCAGGAACAAGCUUUACUAACAAGUGUGACUACAGCAGUAUUUAUUUUCUUUUCUGUACUAAAUUUCUGGUGCUGCAUGUCCUAUGCAUAGGGACGUAUAUUACUGGAAACAAAGUUUGGUGGCUUUAAUCUUCUAACUAAAUAGAUAUCUUAAGGAAACGUGGUGUAAUGUUCGAUCGGUAUGGAUUAUCUGACUCUUGGUGCUACAACGGAGUGUCUUUAAAUCUUAAAAUCUGCCUUCAUAAACAUCAGUUUGUAUGUGACUUUUUAAGGUGAACUAGCAAUUAUGGGCUAUGACAUUUUUUACAGUUUAUAGGUGGAAAUUGGAAGAACGGAUCUUGAUCUAAAGACUACAGUGGUUUUGUAACUUGUGUUUUAAGCACUUUGUUUGGCUGUUGGAGGUAAAGCGUUUUCCUUAGUACAGUACCUUCAAAUCACAAGGUUGAAUUUUGAUCUUGAAAAUGCCAAAUGGACAACAGGCAUCUGCAUUUGGAGCCUGGUCGGCAACAGAAAUUGUGAAUGGAUCGUACGAACACAACGCGGUUAUGCUUAGGCUGCAAGGCACGGAUUGGAUGUCACUGGAUGCAACUUUUACACAAACAUUUCUUCUGGUGCUUCUGUAACAUUUGAAAUUCGACAACUUGAGCAGCAUGUGUCUUUGUAUUCCUUCAGACUACGUUUCGAGCCAUUCAAAAGAUGCGUUUUCGACGCAGUCGUCUUAAACGAGAAGUUGAUCACCAGCGUGUUUGCGCCGCAAUUUCUAUUUUUACUGUUUCUGUAUGUUACAUAGCAGAAAAUUGGGAGUACUGGAGAAAAUGGCUGCCAAAACCUCCCCAGUACUACAUUUCCCAGAAUGCCGCAGGUUUGGCAGUUAUCGUGCAGCUGUAUUAUAUCACGAGAGUGGAUCACAGCAUGUCUAUUGAACAAAUCUGACCUCUGGGUUUAUAUAUCUAGUUACACAACUGUUGUAUGAACUAUAUAUAUAUAUAUAUAUAUAUAUAUAAAAGAUAUAUAAAUAUCUUUUUUUGCAUAACAGGGUUAGCUGUAUGUACGUGUGACAAUUCUAAAGGGCAGCUGUUUUGCUGUGAGCUCUUUAAAUUGUAGUGUAGUUGUACAAUACAAUUAGAAAGCUUUGUACAGUAAAUUAAAACUUCUGAAUUUACGCUUUAGAUUUUAGUACUGUAAAAAAAAAAAGUAAUAUUUCUUUUGGUUUCGAGCUCAUUUGAUUUCAUAUGGUGCUACUCAACCUGCUCUAAUCAUGUAUAAUGUGAGAAUCUCUACAAGUGGUGAGAAGGCAAAUGAAUGAUGAACCUAUUUGUCAUAUACCUCAGAACUAGUUUGGCAAUAGGAUUUGCUACAGGCUUAUUGUUGUUUUUUUUUUUUUUUUGGUUUUGUACACCAUCACGUUCAUGCAAACGCACCGAAAAGAACAUGGUCAUACGCUCGUUAUUGACUUUCUUCACAUCUUUUCAAAGUACAGCUAGAACACCACAGUUUUAAUUUUCCAGAAGCAUCAGGGAUACUGCGGCACGCGCGCCCAAAUCACCUGUCUUCGCCUGACGAGUUUCCUUCCGAUCAGGGAUUGCAAAAACCCUCAAUUACCUGUAAAUAUUUCAAAGGAAGAGGAAAAAAAAAACUUUUUAUGAAAGAGAAAUAACCUGCAGUUUUGUACUUUGUUCCGCAGAUUUAGCGCGCAGACUCUAAAGGAGUGAAUCUGAACGUAUAUGCACUGAGUUGACUAAAGGGAAAAGCGUGGCAUCGACGUUUUAAACAGCAAUUGCGUUUGCUUUUUUUAUCAAAAAGAAAAGGCAAGGGCAGUUGUGAUAAAAGAUGCACACUGCGUGCCUGUG